This is a messenger RNA of Rhodamnia argentea, 1406 nucleotides long. RefSeq names its product cytosolic sulfotransferase 12-like. The transcript has 2 exons. Gene Ontology annotation, cellular component: cytoplasm. Lineage: Eukaryota; Viridiplantae; Streptophyta; Magnoliopsida; Myrtales; Myrtaceae. The record is from RefSeq and is a predicted model, not a curated record. Gene Ontology annotation, biological process: sulfation. Gene Ontology annotation, molecular function: sulfotransferase activity. The coding region runs from base 105 to 1247 and encodes 380 amino acids.
CCAGCAACGAUCUUUCUCAUGCAAGAAGCCUCUAUUUAAGGUCAUCGUCCCACUAAACAUCAACUGACUCUUCACUCCAAUUCUCCACCUCCGCUGCCGCCGCCAUGCAAGCCUCCCAACCUCCUCCUCUUCCUCCUCCUUCUCCACACCAUUUAAGGUACUUGCGAGAGGAAGGCAUGCCGCAAGCGUUCCAGGACUUCCUCUCCUCUCUUCCUUCUGAAGAAGGCUGGGUCACCACCUCUCUCCGCUCGUACCAGGGCUUCUGGUUCACCUCCUGGCUCUUGAAGGCCGUCCUCACUUGCCAAAACCACUUCCAAGCUCACCCCUCCGACAUCCUCCUCGUCACCAGCCCGAAAUCCGGCACCACCUGGCUAAAGGCCAUCCUCUUCGCUCUUGUGAACCGCGCCAAGUACUCCGACUCCAGCUCACAACGACGCCACCCUCUCCUGACCCAAAACCCUCACGACCUCGUGCCCUCCUUGGAGUUCAAACUCUAUCUUGAGGAAGAAAAUCCCAACCUCGCUGCUUUAGCGCCCCUGAGGCUAUUCGCAACCCACAUGCCUUAUUCCUUUCUUCCACAGUCGGUGAGGGACUCCAACUGCAAGCUGGUUUACCUGUGCAGGAACCCCAAGGACACCUUCGUCUCGCUGUGGCACUUCGCCAACAAGCUGAUGCCGGCAGUGAAGGGCCAGAUUACAAUCCAGGAGAGCCUCGACAAGUUCUGUCGAGGGCUGAGCCCUUACGGGCCUUACUGGGACCAUGUGCUGGGUUACCACAAGGCGAGCUUGGAGAUGCCGGAGAAGGUGCUGUUCGUGAUGUACGAGCAGAUGAAAGUGGACCCGCAUGUUCAGGUGAGGAGGUUGGCUGAUUUCUUGGGGUGUCCAUUCGGCGAAGAAGAACUGAGAGACGGGACGGUGGAGGGAAUACUGAGGAUGUGUAGCUUCGACACCAUGAGCGCAUUGGAGGUGAACAAGAGCGGGAAGCUGUCGACUGGAGAAGAGAACAACUGGUUCUUCAGGAGAGGCGACGUCGGAGAUUGGGCGAACUACAUGAGCGCGGAGAUGGGGGAGAGGAUUGACGGCGUCAUGGAAGAGAAGAUGGAAGGUCUUCGGCGGCACUGUCAAUGGUGGGGCUUUGUCUCCAUAGAGAGAUGCUUCAACUUCAAGGUUGUGAUUCUAGUCUUCAUUAAGAGCUGUCUUCCUUCUCGCUGGGAGCUUAUGGAUUUUUACCUUCUGUUAUUCUUCUGAAAUUCCGUUUUCUUUUUUCUUUUUUAUAUUUUUGCUGUGUGAAGCUUCGGGGCAUAUGGCCUCCUAUAUGUGUCGUAGUUUAAUAAACAUUCUAGUUCAUAUUCGUAUGUGGUCGGACUGAUUGUGUUGCUGUAGACGAAGGAUGUUUGUGUCUUGGAG